AUGCGUAAUGUAAUAGUGUUGGUUGUGAUCAUAAGUGCCGCGUUAUGUGAGGAUUCAGAAGAAGAAGUGCAACAAACGAAAAAUGACAGGAAUGAUGAAGACACUGAAGCAAUUAUUUGGGUUCUUAAACUAUUUCGAGAACAACAAAAAAAUAAUAAUAUGGCAGUACUACCGAGGACUUUAGAACGGAUGGAGGAAAAACCUGUGGAAGAAAAACUGGUGGAGGAACAAUCCGUCGAAAAUAAACUGAGAGGGAAACGUCCGGUGAAAGGAAAACUGGUGGAGGAACAAUCGGACGAAAUGGAAGUACGCGAAAAGCCAUAUAGAACAAAGAAAAGAGGUUUUCCUGAUUACGAACAAUACGAAUAUCCUCAGAAGGAUAGAAAUAAUGAUUUCAAUGAUUAUUAA
Messenger RNA from Nezara viridula (southern green stink bug), 408 nucleotides. The record is from the annotation of a GenBank genome assembly. NCBI's taxonomy places the organism in Eukaryota, Metazoa, Arthropoda, Insecta, Hemiptera, Pentatomidae.